Elgaria multicarinata webbii is the source of this 555-nucleotide messenger RNA. It is a transcript of the gene GTF2H5, whose product is annotated as general transcription factor IIH subunit 5. Gene Ontology annotation, biological process: transcription initiation at RNA polymerase II promoter; transcription by RNA polymerase II; nucleotide-excision repair. The coding region runs from base 103 to 318 and encodes 71 amino acids. Gene Ontology annotation, cellular component: transcription factor TFIIH core complex; transcription factor TFIIH holo complex. Lineage: Eukaryota; Metazoa; Chordata; Lepidosauria; Squamata; Anguidae. The transcript is spliced from 3 exons. The record is from RefSeq and is a predicted model, not a curated record.
CUGCGCCUACUGCUUCCGGUUGCUGGACAGAAGCGGCCGAGCUUUUCCGUCGUCAAGGCGACGUCGCUCGUCGGGUGAAGCGAAACUUACACUAUUGGAAAAAUGGUGAAUGUUUUGAAAGGAAUACUUAUAGAAUGUGACCCAGCCAUGAAACAGUUCCUGCUGUACUUGGAUGAGUCAAAUGCCCUGGGAAAGAAGUUCAUCAUACAAGACUUGGAUGAAACACAUGUCUUUGUGUUAGCUGAGAUGGUUAAUUUCCUGCAGGAGAGAGUGGGAGAGUUAAUGGACCAGAACUCUUUUCCCAUUACACAGAAAUAGAAAGUGGGAUUGGAAUUGUCUGUCAACCUGCAAUCAAUAGAUUUUGAACUGAAAGUGUGUGUAGCUUUUCCUGGUGACUGACUUGGAGGAGAUUGUACAGACAUGGUCACUACAAUUAGUGAACUAUGUAUACAGAUCAUAUGCCAACAAUUAUGUUUUAACCUGAUUGGUGUGGAAGGUACAACUCUUAAAAAAUGUUUCAAUGAUAACCAAUAAAGUAUCUGUCACUGCAAAUGA